AUGGAUUCCAAUUUGGAGUACAUAUACGAGCAGUAUGUUGAGUCCUUCGACGGCUCGUCGGACGACGAGUACUCCGGUGAGACGGCGAUCCUCGAAGACGCGGAGCGUGCAGAGGAGCAUGUUCUCAAUUUCAAGGGCUUGAUCAAGGGUCAUCGAGUGCUCAACCGCAACAGGGCGCACAGACAUUUGACACCGAUGGUCGACUACUUUGCCCCUGAUGCGCUAUUCGCUGACCAUUUUCGUCGAUGUUUUCGAAUGCGCAAGACUGUCUUCGAUCGUUUGUACCAUGGCAUCCGGUCUUACGAUGAGUACUUCAUCCUGAAGAAGGACGCCAUGGGAACGAUUGGCUUCUCUGAUUACCAGAAAUGCACGGCCACACUCCAGAUGCUUGCAUAUGGCACGGACGCUGAUUCGUGGGACGAGUACCUACAGAUGCCUGAGAGCACAUGCGAAGAUGCCAUGCUCAGGUUUGCAACUGUCGUGGUUGAGGUGUUCGGACCUCAGUACCUGAGAGAACCAACUGUGGAAGACACCGAGAGGCUCCUGGAAAUCUCAAAAACAAGAGGGUGCCUUGAUUUGCUUGGAUCUCUUGACUGCAUGCAUUGA
Messenger RNA from Aegilops tauschii subsp. strangulata, 606 nucleotides. RefSeq lists its product as uncharacterized. Lineage: Eukaryota; Viridiplantae; Streptophyta; Magnoliopsida; Poales; Poaceae. The record is from RefSeq and is a predicted model, not a curated record.